This is a messenger RNA of Erpetoichthys calabaricus (reedfish), 24182 nucleotides long. It is a transcript of the gene obscnb, whose product is annotated as obscurin, cytoskeletal calmodulin and titin-interacting RhoGEF b. Gene Ontology annotation, molecular function: protein binding; guanyl-nucleotide exchange factor activity. The transcript has 86 exons. The record is from RefSeq and is a predicted model, not a curated record. NCBI's taxonomy places the organism in Eukaryota, Metazoa, Chordata, Cladistia, Polypteriformes, Polypteridae. Bases 237 to 22325 code for a protein of 7362 amino acids.
AAAAUAGGAGAUCCGAGCCCACUACAGGGGACUGGGGGAUAUUGUACCUAGCCCGGUCUUCGGCUUACUCGUGAUGACAGAACUGUACUGGAUUUUACAUUCUGAAUUAAAUAAGCAUAAGUGCAAGAACUGAGAAUUUACUUGAUUCAGCUGGAUUUAGCUAGCCUGAUGGUAAAGCGAAGCAACCUUCAUUUUAAUAAACCGAGAAGAGCCUGAACAGUACAAGGUAACCCACAAUGGAUCAAAGCUUCUAUGGUGGAGCCCCACGAUUUCUUUCAAGGCCAAAAGCUUUUGCUGUCUAUAUUGGGAGAGAUACAACACUAAGCUGCACUGUUGUGGGAAGCCCUUUACCAGUGGUCACCUGGGAAAAAGACAAAGUGAAUAUAUGCUCAGGGGAAAAGUUCCAAGCAGUGGAGGAUGGAGAUGUUUAUCGAUUGACCAUCUUUGAUCUUACAGUUGAAGACAGUGGGCAGUACAUUUGCAGAGCAAAGAACAAUGUGGGAGAAGCUUAUGCUGCUGUAACUCUUCAAGUUGGUUUAGCAACUGAUCAAAUAGAACGUCCUCCUACAUUCAUACAAAAACCCACUUCUGCAAGGGUUGAACUGGGUGAAGAUGUCGCUUUUCAUUGUAGAGUUCUAGCUCACCCAGAACCAACAUUCAUGUGGGAAAAGGAUGGAAGAUAUCUUGGAGAGAGCAAUCGUCACAAGAUUGAAUCAGAUGGAGAGGCUAGUUCAUUAAAGAUCCAGUGUGUGCGCUACAUUGAUGGAGGAACGUAUACAUGUCGUGCACAGAAUUCUAUUGGCAGAGCUAGCACUGCAGCAGCCUUGGUGGUACAGCAACAGAAAUCUCAAAGUAUAACAAAUGCCUCUUCAGAAAAGACAACUUCACUCCUUUCACACUUGCAGAAACGUAGAGAAGAAAUGCGCAAAACUGACAUUGCUCUUUACUGGUCAACCAAUCAAACUGAUGAUGCCUUAUUCUCCUCAGGAUCCAACAUCAAAACCCCAGAAAGACUGAGCAGCUUGGGACUAAGCCUUUCAGAAGACUAUGAACGUGCUGCACUAUUAGUUGAUAAACUUCCAAAAGGUGUUUUCACUCGAACCUGUACUGUGACAGAGGGCAAGCAUGCCAAGCUGAGCUGUUAUGUUACUGGCCAUCCUAAGCCCCAAAUUCUGUGGAAGAAAGAUGGGUUUCCAAUCAGUGAAAGCCGCAGGCACAUGCUGUAUGAAGAUGAGGAAGAAAAUUUCAUUCUGAAGAUUCUUUACUGCAAACAAAAUGACAAUGGUCUCUAUACUUGCACUGCCUCCAAUCUUGCUGGCCAGACGUACAGUGCUGUCUUAGUUAUUGUCAGAGAACCUGUAAUUGCAUUCAAAAAGAAAUUGCAGGAUGUGGAAGUGUUGGAGAAAGAGACAGCUGUCCUGCAGUGUGAGGUGCCUGUCCCGAGUACUCUGACCAGCUGGUUCAUGGAGGAGACCAGACUCAUACAAAGCUCUAAGUACAAUAUUGAGGAAGAUGGGACCCUGCGACGGCUGACUAUCCACAAUGCUACCACUGAUGAUGAUGCUGUGUACAUCUGUGAAAUGAAUGAGGGUAGCCGCACUGUGGCUGAACUUGCAGUUAAAGGCAAAAUUACCAGGAAACUUCCAAGGAGAACUGCACUGCCUCUGAGUGAUACUGCCAUUUUUUCUGUGGAACUAGAGGAUGAAGGCGCUACCAGCUAUUGGACAAGGAAUGGCAUACAGCUGAAAAAUGAUGAGAGAAUCUCUAUAACAUCUUUAGGCAAGCAAUACACAUUGACAAUCAGAGACUGCCGACCGGAGGACUCGGGGGAAAUUGCUUUCAUCUCUUGUGACUGCAGGACCUCUACCCAAUUCUCUGUUACCGCUCCCAGGAAACAUCCUCCAGAUCCCCCAGUCAACCCUGUGGUGAAGGACAAAACUGAAAAUUACAUCACCCUAUGCUGGUCUCCCCCAGUGACAGAUCGACCAGUUCCUAUUUCAGGAUACAUAGUGGAACGAAGAAAAGUUGCAAAUCAAUCCUGGAUGAGGUGCCAUGGCUCAGAAAAUAUAAUUACGCCAGAAUUCACUCUGAACAAUCUGAAUGAGGAAGGCAGCUUCCAAUUCAGGAUUACUGCAGUGAACAAUUUUGGGAAAAGUUCUUACUUAGAAUUUCCAGGGGUAUUUUAUCUAGAACCUAAAGCAUCUGUAACCACUCCACUUACUGAUGUAACUGCAGUAGCUGGUGGUGAGGCUACCUUCACUAUUGAGCUGUCAGCUCCUUGUUCUGGGAUGUGGUUCCUUAAUGGUAAAUCAGUUAAAAGUGGUGAAGAUUAUCUGAUCUGUCGGACAAAGAAUACCCAUACACUUGUUAUCAGAAGGAUUCAUGAAACUGACAAUGACUCAGAGGUGAAAUUUGUGACAAGUAAUAUUCAGAGUAUCUGUCGGCUGGCUGUUAAAGCUGCAGAAGCCAGAUUUACCAACAAGUCUUCAGAGAAGACAAUUGUGACUGUAGGGCUUCAUGGUUCAGCUAAAUUAUUAACUGAAGUCUCAGACCCUACUAUAACUGUGACAUGGAUGAAUAAUGGCAAGGAACUGAAAAUAGGGAAGAAAUAUGAAACUGAGAAUGUGAAACAAAGAAGAAUCCUUACGAUUCACAAUGUUACAGAGGAAGACACUGGUAUUUAUGAAUGUAUUUGUAAUGGAGACAGAAUGGUUUUCCAGCUGAGCCUUAAAGCAGAAAUGCCGAAGAUCACAAUCAAAGGUAAAACUGAUGGAGCUUCUAAUAUUGCCUCUGGAGAACAAGCUGAAUUUGAAGUAGAGACAUUGAAUAGCAAGGUGAAGGUGCUAUGGUACAAAGAAGGAAAGGAAAUCCAGCAAAAUCAGAAAUUCAAAUUAGACAGUAAAGGCAAGCAGAACAAACUCAUCAUCAUUAGAGCCCAAAAAGAGGAUGAGGGAAGCUAUAGCUGCUGUGCUGGAGAAGAUAUGGUGACCUUCAAGUUAAAAGUAACAGAUCCAGAGCCUGUGUUUAUUAAUAAGUCAUCAACUGAACAAAUCAUCAAAGCUAAAUAUCAUGAGAAGGCCACUCUUAGCUGUGAGGUUUCCUGUACCAAUACUGAAGUGAAGUGGUACAAAGAUGGUAAACUACUGUCAUCUGACAAGAAAAUGAGAACAGAGUCUAAAGAAAAAAUCAGGAGGCUGGUAGUAGAAACUGUGGAUAAAAAGGAUGCAGGAGAGUACACGUGUGAAGCUGAAGGGCAGAAAAUGUCUUUUAAAAUCCAAGUUGACGAACCUAAGCAAGUGUUCUUGAGCAAGGAACCACUGAAGGAGCUAAAAGCUACACUUUCUGAAAAGGCAACACUCAGUUGUGAAGUUUUAGAAGCUCAGACUGAAGUUAAAUGGUAUAAAGAUGGAAAACUCCUAACUUCUACUAAGAAGAAUGUAAUGGAAUCUGAAGGAAAGAUAAGGAGACUAGUGAUUAAAAAUGCAGAAAAAAAAGAUUCUGGAAUAUACACAUGUGAGGCUGCUGGACAGAAACUUGCCUUUCAACUUCAAGUAUCAGAUCCAGAGCCUGUCUUUAUUAAUAAGUCAUCAACUGAACAGAUUGUCAAAGCUCAACAUCAUGAGAAGGCCACUCUUAGCUGCGAGGUUUCCAAUACCAAUACUGAAGUGAAGUGGUACAAAGAUGGUAAACUACUGUCAUCUGACAAGAAAAUGAGAACAGAGUCUAAAGAAAAAAUCAGGAGGCUGGUAGUAGAAACUGUGGAUAAAAAGGAUGCAGGAGAGUACACAUGUGAAGCUGAAGGGCAGAAAAUGUCUUUUAAAAUCCAAGUUGACGAUCCAGAGCCUGUCUUUAUUAAUAAGUCAUCAACUGAACAGAUUGUCAAAGCUCAACAUCAUGAGAAGGCCACUCUUAGCUGCGAGGUUUCCAAUACCAAUACUGAAGUGAAGUGGUACAAAGAUGGUAAACUACUGUCAUCUGACAAGAAAAUGAGAACAGAGUCUAAAGAAAAAAUCAGGAGGCUGGUAGUAGAAACUGUGGAUAAAAAGGAUGCAGGAGAGUACACAUGUGAAGCUGAAGGGCAGAAAAUGUCUUUUAAAAUCCAAGUUGACGAACCUAAGCAAGUGUUCUUGAGCAAGGAACCACUGAAGGAGCUAAAAGCUACACUUUCUGAAAAGGCAACACUCAGUUGUGAAGUUUUAGAAGCUCAGACUGAAGUUAAAUGGUAUAAAGAUGGAAAACUCCUAACUUCUACUAAGAAGAAUGUAAUGGAAUCUGAAGGAAAGAUAAGGAGACUAGUGAUUAAAAAUGCAGAAAAAAAAGAUUCUGGAAUAUACACAUGUGAGGCUGCUGGACAGAAACUUGCCUUUCAACUUCAAGUAUCAGAUCCAGAGCCUGUCUUUAUUAAUAAAUCAUCAACUGAACAGAUUGUCAAAGCUCAACAUCAUGAGAAGGCCACUCUUAGCUGCGAGGUUUCCAAUACAAAUACUGAAGUGAAGUGGUACAAAGAUGGUAAACUAAUGUCAUCUGACAAGAAAAUCAAAACGGAGUCUAAAGGAAAAAUCAGUAGGCUGGUAAUAGAAACUGUGGACAAAAAGGAUGCAGGAGAGUAUAUGUGUGAAGCUGAAGGGCAGAAAAUGUCUUUUAAAAUCCAGGUUGAGGAACCUACGCAAGUGUUUUUAAGCAAGGAAACACUGAAGGAGGUAAAAGCUACAGUUACUGAAAAGGCAACACUCAGUUGUGAAGUUUCAGAAGCUCAGACUGAAGUUAAUUGGUGCAAAGAUGGAAAACUGCUAACCUCUACUAAGAAGAAUGUAAUAGAAUCUGAAGGAAAGAUAAGGAGACUAGUGAUUGAAAAUGCAGAAAAGAAAAAUUCUGGAAUAUACACAUGUGAGGCUGCUGGAGAGAAACUUGCCUUUCAACUUCAAGUAUCAGACCCUGAGCCUGCCUUUAUCAAAAAAUCAUCAGUUGAACAACUUGUCAAAGUUAACCGUUUUGAGAAGGCUACCCUUGCCUGUGAAGUUUUCAACGCCAGCACUGAGGUGAAGUGGUAUAAAGACGGUAAACUACUCUCAUGUGGCAAAAGAAUGAGAACAGAGUCUGAUGGCAAAAUUAAGAGGCUGGUUGUAGAAAUAGUAGAUAUGAAGGAUGCUGGAGAGUACACUUGUGAAGCUCAAGGACAGAAGAUGUCUUUUAAAAUCCAGGUUGUUGAGCCUGAGCCAGUAUUUGCCAACAAGGAAACUGUUCUGAAGGAAAUUAAAGCUGCUGUGUCAGAAAAGGCCAUCUUGAGCUGUGCAGUGUCUCAAUCCAAAACUGAUGUGAAAUGGUAUAAAGACGGCAAGUUGUUGUCUUCUAACAAAAAGACAAAAAUCGAGUCUGAGGGGUGUAUACGACGCCUGAUCAUGGACAAUGUGGAGAAAAAAGACAUUGGCACUUAUACAUGUGAGGCCUUAGAGGAAAAAAUUUCUUUUCAUCUUGAACUAGCAGAUCAAGUAGCCACAUUUAAGAAAAAGGCUACUGAGGAAUUAGUUGCCAUUCAGGAAGGAGAAAGUGCCAACUUUUCAACAGAGGUAUCCACCGAGAGUGUGGUAGUGAAGUGGUACAAAGACAGUGUUGAAGUGAAAGAAGGAAAGAAAUAUAAUAUAAAGAAGCUUGGCCUGUCACGCACAUUGGUAAUAAAAUCAGCAGAGGCUAAGGACAGUGGCACCUACACCUGUGAGAUUUGUGGCGGAGAAAAACAGGAUUUCAGACUUCAAGUGAAAGAAUUAGCAAUAAAGUUUAUCAAGAAACUUGAAGCUAUCUCACCAGAAGUUGGUGAGACAGCGGUUUUGACCUGUGAAUUAAAUCAGACUAAAGGGGAUGUCCUAUGGAGACGAAACGGUGUUGAGAUUAAGUCAACAAUAAAGUUUAAAAUUCAAGGUGAUGGAACUAAACGGACACUUCAAAUAACCAAAGUUUCUCUGGAGGAUGACGGAGAGUACAGCUGUGAAUGUAGGGAUGACAAGACAAUCUGUAAAGUCACUGCGAAAGUGCCCCGUGUUGUAAGAUUUACUGGAAAGCUGAACAACGUGGCAGCAAUGGAAGGAAAAAAUGCUACCUUUAAGUGUACACUGUCUCCAGCUGAUACGAUAGUGACAUGGUCCCAUAAAGGAGUGCCUGUCAAAGCAAGCUCCAAGUUCCAUAUAACACAUGAGGGGAUGACCCAUUCUAUGACGGUUAUUAAUGUGACUCUUGAAGAUGCUGGAGAAAUUACUGCUGAGUCUGAAGGGAAGGUUACUAAAACAAAUCUUCAAGUGCAAGAGGCAUUUGUAUUAUUUAUGAAGAAACUGGAAAAUCAGUCUGUGGAGGAAUAUGGCACAGUAACCCUGGAGACUGAACUCAGCAAACCCUCAAAGGAGGUGAAAUGGAUGAGGAACAGUGUGGUUUUACAACCAGGAGAAAACAUAGAUAUUCGAUCUGAAGGAGUCAAGCAAACUCUAAUUCUGAAGAGUGUCACUUUUGCUGACCGAGGCAUUUAUUCUUGUGAAACCCUGAAUGAUAAAACACAAGCUAAGAUUACUGUGGAAAUGAGAAAGAUCUCUGUAGUGCAUGGACUAAAGGAGAUAAAGGCAGAUGUGAGACAAACUGUCACAUUUGAAGUGGAGUUGAACCAUGAAGGAGCUGAAGGCACUUGGUUAAAAGAUGGAGUUAAACUACAAACUGGAGGGAACUGUAGAAUAACUAGCUUUGGAAAAAAGCAUGCCCUUACACUCUCAAGUCUGAAAAAAGAGGACGAAGGCCUUAUUUCCUUCCAAGCAGAGGGGGUGCAUACAUCAGGAAGACUCAUUAUUUCAGAGCCAGCUGUGAAGUUCACCAAAAUCCUUGAAGAUAUUAAAGUCUCCGAGUUUGAAAAAGUCUCCCUGGAGUGUGAACUCUCAAGGUCCAAUGCAGAAGUCAAGUGGUUCAAGGAUGAUAUGGAUUUGAAACCAAGCAAGAAGCUUGCAGUUAUUUCACAGGGCAGAAAGAGAAUCCUGUUGAUUCACAAAUGCACCAAAGAAGACCAGGGCUGUUAUACAUGUGAUGUCAUUGAUGACAAGACAUCAGCAAUGCUCAUUGUUCAUGCAAGAGAUAUUAAAAUAGUGAAAUCACUUGAAGAUCUGGAAGUGACAGAAAAGGAGAGUGCAGCUUUCAUAUGUGAAGUUUCCCAUGAUGAAGUGGAAGGCCAGUGGUUUAAAAACAAUAUAAGGCUGAAAUCUGGGGAAAAUAUCAGGAUGAGACAAGAAGGACGGACAUUUGUUUUGCUGUUUAAGUCUGCAAAGGCUGAGGAUGCUGGAGAAAUCAAAUUUACUGCAGAGAAGGCCUCAUCAACAGCAAAGCUGCAAGUAAAAGAGUUACCUGUAAAGAUUGUCAAACACUUACGAGACAAGAUUGCCUUGGAGAAGCACAGAGGAAUUCUAGAGUGCCAAGUGUCUCAUGUAAAUGCCCCAGUGAAAUGGUAUCGAAAGGACAAAGAGAUCAAAGCUAGCAAGAAAUAUGAGCUUAUCAGUGAGGGUGUCUACAGAAAGCUUGUCAUUAACAAUGUUGAUUCUUCAGAUGAAGAUGUCUAUACAUGCGAUGCUGUUGAUGACAAAACGUCAGCACAACUACUUGUGGAAGAACAAGCUAUUACCAUUGUGAGAGAGCUAAGCAGUGUGGAGAUAACGGAGCCUGCACAGGCCUGCUUUGAAAUAGAGCUGGGUGUUGCAGACAUCAAACCUCCCAAAUGGACUUUAUGUGGAGAGGUUAUACAGCCCAGCUCUGAUGCAGAAAUCGAACACAGUGGAACAACUCAUCGUCUUGUCCUCAGAAAAACCAGCACCAGUAUGACUGGUCCUGUGCAGUUUACUGCAGGCAAGAGUAAAUCUAUUGCUCAGCUUACAGUCAAAGAGCCAUCUGUAGAAGUUUCACAUCAAAUGAAAGAUAUAAAUGUAAAAGAAAAAGAAUCUGCUGUGCUAAGUUGUGAGUUUUCCACACCACCAAAGAUGGUGCGCUGGUACAAGGAUCAGACACUUCUUGAGUCAUCUAGUAAAUACAGGAUGAAGCAGGAGAAGAAUUAUUUUGAACUCACUAUUCUCAAUACCAAACCUGAGGACUGUGGAGCUUACAGAUGCAAGGCAGGAAACGCAGAAACCAAAUCUACACUUACUGUUGAAGCACGCAAGAUUGAGAUAACAGAGCACCUUAAAGAUGUAGAUGUUGAAGAGGAAGGCAAUGCCUUUUUCUCUUGUGAAGUUUCCCAUGAGGAUGAAGAUGUACAGUGGUACCUGAACGACACACUCCUUUGCGCCAAUGAAGUAAAUGAGAUAAAAAAAGAUGGAAAAUUCCAUAGCAUAACUCUAAAACGCCUUACAGUUGAGGAUGCUGGAACUGUAAAAAUAAAAGUUGGAGAAGUCAUAGAGAGUGUUUCACUGAAAAUUAAAGAGAAACUGGCAGUCUUCCUCAAGUCACUUGAUGAUAUUAUGGGAGAAGAGAGGGGGAUGGUUACAUUUGAAUGUGAAGUCUCCAAACCAAAAGUCAAGCCCCUCUGGAAAAAAGAUAAUAUACCUUUGGACUCCAGUGAUAAGUAUGAGCUGCUUCAAUCAGGAAAGACGCUGGGACUAAUUGUGCAUAAUCUUUGUAAAGAUGACGCUGGAUUAUACACCUGCAACAUUGGCACUGACAUAACCAAAUCAAAACUUUCAGUUCAAGAUUUAAACAUUGGAAUCACUAAGCGGCUAAAAUCAGCGGAAGUCAAGGAAGGAGAAAGCUGCACUUUUGAAUGUAUUCUGUCCCAUGAAAGUAUUGAUGAGUGCUGUUGGAGCCUGAAUGGUCAGACUGUAGUGUCCGGUGACAGAUUUGACAUAUCAAAUAAAGGUCGAAAAUAUGUUCUAAAAAUUAAGGAAGUAAAAGCAGCUGAUGCUGGAGAUGUGAUCUUCACAGCUCGGAACCUCAAAUCUAAGGCUACUCUGUUUGUGAAAGAGAAACCAGCCACAAUUACUGAAAACCUGGAAAACUGUAUCAUAACAGCAGGACAAGACAUUAUACUGGUUUGUAAAACAUCAAAGUCAGAGGCCAGUGUCAAGUGGUAUAAAGAUGGAAAAGUCAUUAGAAAAAGCCAAAAGUAUGAUAUUGUCCAAGAUGGGUGCACUAAUAAACUUGCUGUGCAUAAUACCACCACAAAGGACUCUGGGGAGUAUACCUGUGAAACAGAGAUAGCUAAGUCUUCAGCAAAAGUUGAGGUCAAAGAGAAUCUCAAUAGGUUUACAAUGGAGCUUUGUGACUUGACUGCAGAAGAAAAUGAUUCAGUAACACUUAAGUGUGAGACAGCAGAACCUGUGUCACAGGUCAUCUGGAGGAAGGGUAUGUCUGAAAUAAAGGAUGGCAUUAAAUACAAGAUGAAGCAAGAAGGCACACUCUCUAUUCUGUUUAUCAGUCAAGUAGAGAAGAGUGAUAGUGGCAUUUACUCCUGCGACAUUGGAGCAGUCCAGACACAAGCAAAGUUAACAGUUCAUGAAAGUAUACCAGCCAUUACAAAAGGUUUGAAAGACACUGAAGUAAUGGAAGGGGAGGAUGUUGUACUUGUAUGUGAGACAUCCAAAGCUGAUACUCCUGUCACAUGGUUUAAAGAUGGAAUUCAACUGAAGAGUUCCUUAAAACACAAAAUUAGUUGCUUGGGCUUGAAUGCCAAGUUAACAAUCUGCAAGACAGAAGAAGGAGACAGUGGGAUUUAUGAAUGUGAAACUGGAACAGCAAAAAGCAGGGCCAAGGUUGCUGUCAAUGCUCAACCAGUCAGUUUCAUUCGAGAGCUAAAUGACCAAGAUUAUGAGGAGGGUGGCACCGCCACUCUAAAUUGUGAGCUAUCAAAAGCAGAUGCCCAGGUGGAGUGGAAGAAAGGAGAAAUUAUGCUUCAUCCAGGGGACAAGUAUGACAUGAAGCAAAAAGGUGCACUUUUUGAGCUUCAUAUUAGUAACCUGAAAUUUGAAGACAGUGGAAUUUAUAUUUGCAAAUGUGGGGAGCAAGAAACCUCUGCAAGUGUUAAUGUUAAAGCCUUACCAGUGCUUUUUAAACAAGAGCUCCAGAACCAGGAAGCAAAGGAGGGUGGAACUGUUACCUUGCACUGUGAGCUUUCAAAACUGGGAACACUGGUCGAGUGGAGGAAGGAUGGUGAGGAAAUUAAGCCAAGUGAUAAAUACAAGAUGAAGCAAAGAGGUUUUGGAGCUGAGCUUACAAUUCACAACCUACAGCCUGAAGAUGCUGGAGACUACAGCUGUUUUUGCCAAGAUAAUCAGACCACAGCUCAUGUUAGAGUAGAGGCAAUACCCAUCUUCUUUAAAAAAGAGCUGCAACACCAGCAGUUCCUGGAGGGAAGCACAGCUACUCUGCGCUGUGAACUCUCCAGGCCUGCACCACAAGUAGAAUGGAAAAAAGCUGGGAAGCUGCUUCGAGGUGGUGAAAAAUAUGAAAUGAAACUGAAAGGAGCUGAAGCUGAGCUGCGAAUUUACUGUGCCGAACUUGAAGAUGCUGGAGAAUAUAGCUGUGAAUGUGGAGAUCAAAAGACUGAAGCCAGAGUAAAAAUUAAUGCACUGCCAGUUCUGUUUAAACAAGAGCUUACGAGCCAGGAAGCCCAAGAGGGCAGUUCAGUCACCCUUUGCUGUGAGUUGUCUAAAUCCAAAGCCCAUAUUGAAUGGAGGAAGGGGGUAGACAUCCUACAAUCUGGGGAAAAGUACCAGUUUAAACAGAAAGGGUGCACUGUGGAAAUGACAAUUAAAAAUUUGCAGUUUGAAGAUAGUGGAGAGUACAUCUGUGACACUGGAAGCCAUCAAACAACUGCUAGCGUGAAAGUCAAGGCUCUACCUAUUACGUUCAUACAAAAACUGAAGAAUAUGGAAUAUCAGGAAGAUGACUGUGCUACACUGCACUGUGAGCUGUCUAAGUCUGAAGCUUCAGUGAAAUGGAAGAAGGACAAUACCAUUUUACAAGUUUCUGAGAAAGUGCAAAUGAAAAGCAAAGGUGCCAUUGCGGAGCUGAUCAUUAAUAAAUUAAAUCUAGAAGAUGCUGGAGUUUAUACAUGUGAUACUGGAGAUGCACAAUCUUCAGCUCAGAUCACUGUUAAAGCUCUUCCAGUAAUUUUCAAAAAAGGGCUCAAAGAUCAGGAAGUUCAAGAAGGUGACUCAAUCACCUUACAUUGUGAGCUGUCUAAAUCUGAAUCCCCAGUUCAGUGGAAAAAAGGGGAAGUCACACUUUGUCAAAGCAAUAAAUACAACAUGAAAUAUAAUGGAAAUGUAGUUGAACUCAUUAUUACUGAUGUAUGCCUUGAAGACAGUGGGAUGUAUAGCUGUGACAGUGGCGAGCAGACAACCUCAGGACACGUUCAAGUGAGGGCAUUUCCAGUGAGCUUUAAACAAGAACUGAAGGACCAGGAAGUCCAGGAAGGUGACACUGUCACUUUACAUUGUGAGCUCUCUAAACCUGCCACCCCAGUUAAAUGGAGAAAGGGUACUGUGUUGCUUCAGGCAAGCGAUAAAAUGAAAAUGCAUCAGAAAGACACCGCCGUGGAACUGGUAAUAUCAAAACUUCAACUAGAAGAUUCUGGCAAGUACAUCUGUGAUGCUGGAGAAAAACAGUCUACUGCUGAAAUCACUGUGAAAGCUUUGCCAGUUCUUUUUAAACAAGAGCUUAAAGACCAGGAAGCCCAGGAAGGUGACAAGCUUGUCUUGCACUGUGAGCUGUCUAAACCUAACGUUUCUGUGAAGUGGAAGAAAGGGGAUGUCAUUCUGCAAGACUCCAAAAAGCUCCAAAUAAAAAGCAAAGGCAAUAUUGAAGAGUUAGUCAUUGAUAAACUAGAACUUGAAGAUGCUGCAGUGUAUACAUGUGAUAUUGGAGAUAAACAGUCUUCAGCUCAAAUCACCAUUAAAGCUCUGCCUGUUGUUUUCAAACAAGAAUUGCAAGACCAGGAGGCAAACGAAGGUGACACUACAACUCUCUGCUGCAAAAUAUCUAAGCCAGGAGCAGUUGUUGAGUGGCGAAAGGGAGGAAUGGAUCUCUGCCCAUGUGCAAAGUAUGAAAUGAAGCAAGAGGGACUGUUUGCCAAGUUAUUGAUUCAUUAUGUAGAACCAGAAGAUUCUGGGGAGUAUACUUGUGAUGUAGGAACCCAACAGACUACUGCUACUUUGAACGUAAAGGCACUGCCAGUGUUUUUCAAGACAUUACUGGUGAAUCAAGAAGCAUAUAUGGGUGACAGUGCUACACUAAGUUGCCAGGUCACAAAGCCUGGGGCUCCAGUGGAGUGGACUAAGGGAGAUAUGGUGUUGCAGCCAAGUGACAAGUAUCAAAUGAAGUUGGAAGGUGAUGUUGCCGAACUGGUUAUUUAUAAUCUGCAAACUGAAGACAGCGGCCUGUAUAUGUGCAAUACUGGAAACCAGAAGACCACUGCCCUUCUUAAAGUGAAUAAACUAGAUGUUGUAAUUGUGAAAGGCCUGGAGAGUCAAACAGUGUAUGAAGAAGAGAAUGCUUAUUUCCGUUGUUAUGUGUCUCACGAGAAUGUAACUGAUGCCCAGUGGAAGCUCAAGGACAUUCCACUACAGAAUAAUGAGAUGAAUGAAAUCACUGUGGAGGGGAAAAUACAUACCCUGACACUCAAGAAUGUCAGUCUUGAUGAUUCUGGCAUUGUCGUCUUCAACAUUGGGCCAUACACAUCCACAGCUGAGCUAAAAGUCAAAGGCCCACCAGUGUGGUUUACUCGAACAUUGUGUAACACAGUGGUUGAGGAAGGUGGAACAGCUUCACUUACCUGUGAACUCUCUCAGUCAAAAGGUGUCACUGUCGACUGGAGAAAAGACAAUAUGAUUAUUUACCCCAGCAGCAAGUACCAGAUCACCCAAGAUGGAGCAGUUCACACACUUUACAUUCAUCAGGUUACCUCUGAAGAUACAGGCCAUUACAUUUGUGAUACUGGUGAACAACAGAGUGAAGCCAGUUUAAGCGUUAAAGCAUUGCCUAUCAUCUUCAGACAAGAACUCCAGAAUCAGGAGGCUCAGGAAGGUAGCAGUAUUAUCUUUCACUGUGAACUUUCAAAGGCUGGUGUCCAGGUGCUUUGGAGGAAAGAUGGAGUGCUACUUCAACCAAGUGAUAAAUAUAUGAUGAAACAGGAUGGUCCUUUUGUUGAACUCCUGGUUAAUAAUAUACAAUAUGAGGAUGCUGGAAACUAUACCUGUUAUACAGGAGACAAUCAGUCAACUGCGUUUAUCCAUGUCAAAGAGCCAGAAAUGCAUAUUGUUAAACCAUUAUCAAAUGUGGAAGUGUUUGAAAAUGAGGAUGCCUUCUUUGAAUGUGUGGUUUCCUGUGCUGAUGUCCAAGGGGUGAUUUGGACCCUGGCGGGUACGGAACUCCAGAAUAAUGAACUCAAUGAGAUUGGAAUAAAAGACAACAAAGCUCAUACUCUUCUUUUGCAUAACGUCUCCUGUGAGGAUUCUGGCACUCUAACCUUCAAGACGGGAGACAUUAUAUCAUCUGCAGAGCUUAUUGUCAAAGUGUUAUUUGGGGGUUUUGUUUUUGUAGCUGCUCCAGUGCUGUUUACCCAUUUGCUGCAGAAUGAAACAGCAGAAGUAGGUAAUACGGCUAUAUUGCAGUGUGAACUCUCUAAACCUAUCACUUCAGUAAUUUGGAGAAAAGGAGAAGUGGUCCUCAAUCCCAGUAACAAGUAUGAAAUGAAGGUUGAAGGCAAAGUUACAAAGCUUUACAUCAAAAAUCUGAAGUUGUCUGAUUCAGCAGAUUACACAUGUGACACUGGGAAUCAGCGAUCCACUGCCUCCUUGACCGUGAAAGAGCCAGCACUUGAUAUAAUUAAAAGUCUUAAGGACGUGGCAGUUCAUGUGAAUGAGGAUGCAUAUUUCUGUGUUGAGCUCUCACGCCCUUCUGUUACUGAGGUGCAGUGGAAGCUGGGAGGUAUUGAAUUGCAACCCAAUGAAAUGAAUGUCAUUGACACAGAGAAGAAUGGAGCAGUACACAAGCUUUUACUAAGAAAUGUCACAAUUGAUGAUUCUGCUCCAGUGACCUUCACAGUUGGAACAUGCACCUCAACUUCUCAGCUGACUGUUACUGCUCCACAUGCAUUGUUUAACAAGGAACUGGAGAGCCAAGUGGUACAGGAGGGCAGCAGUGCCAUACUAAGCUGUGAAAUCUCUCAACCUACUGUUUCUGUCAUCUGGAAAAAAGAUGGACUUGUUCUUACUUCUGGGGAGAAGUACACUUUGCAACAGAAAGGCUGCACAGUUGUUCUAAAUAUUCAUAAUUUAUCAUCAGAUGAUCAGGGCCAGUAUACAUGUGAUACAGGAUACCAGCAGACUACAGCCAAUUUAACUGUGAAAGCUGCCCCAGUAUCAUUUAAGCAAGAUCUUAUGAACCAAGAAGUUGAAGAGGGUGAAAUUGCCAUUCUGACUUGUGAACUUUCAAAAAUUGGUGUUCCAGUUGAGUGGAGAAAAGGAGCGGUAGUCCUUCAACAGAGCAACAAAUACGAAAUGAGAACAAAGGGUACAAUUAUGGAGCUUGUGAUACAUGACUUGGAACCUGAAGAUAAUGGUUACUAUACUUGCAGCACUGGAGAAAAUCAAACAACUGCUUCAAUUACAGUACAAGAAAGGGAAUUAAAGAUAGUGUCUGGUUUAAAGAACACGGAUGUCUUUGUCGGUCAGCCAGCCACAUUUUCCUGCCAGCUCUCACGUAGUGUUAAAGAGGUACAAUGGUGGUUGGAUGGCUCUCUUCUCCAGGAAAGCUCACUCAUCGAAAUAGCCAUCCAUGAUAGCAACAUCCACACCCUCACCAUCAAGAGUGUGGCAGCUGAUGACUCAGGAAUUGUGACACUCAAGGCCAGGAACAUCAUCUCCUCUGCCAAACUAUUAGUCAAAGAUCCCACAGUUGAGGUGGUAAGUGUGAUGGAAGAUGUAUUUGUGGAAGAAGAAAAACCAGCAGAAUUUAUUUGCCAGUACUCAAGACCAGUACUUGCCACCUGGAAGAAAAAUGGCAGGCCAAUACAGCCAGAUGAAGAAAGGAUUGUUAUCGAACAAGAUUGGAAUGUUGCAAAACUGAAAAUUAGCUAUGUCACUCAAAAUGAUGUUGGUGUUUACUCUUGUGAAGCUGAGGGAACUAGAGCAGUGGCACGACUUGAUAUUCAAGCUAAACCAAUAGAUAUCAUUCAAGGACUGGAGAACGUAGAAAGUGUCGAGGGGGGAGAAGCACUGUUUGAGUGUUACCUGUCAAGGCCAGAGCGUUAUGCAUACAGGUGGCUGAUGGAUGACCAGCCUGUAAAAGAGUCAGACAAAGCUGAGAUGGCUGUCUUUGAAAAUGGACUCCGACAUCUUUUGCUAUUAAAAAACCUUAGUCCAGAGGACAGCUGCAGAGUUACUUUCCUUGCUGGAAAUGUUGUCUCAUCUGCAUUUUUAGCUGUUAGAGGUUGGCAGCUGGGUGUUGUUAGACCACUAGAAGAUGUUGAAGUCGCAUUGGGUGAAAAAGCAGAGUUCAACUGCGUAUUGAGUGAGUUUGUACCAAUGUCAGAGGUUAGCUGGUACCUCAAUGGCUCAGAGAUCCAUGCUGAUGACACCUGGGCAAUGCAGGCACAAGGAAACUCUUACUUGCUUAUGCUUAAAAAUGCUCAGGCACACCAUGCUGGAGAGGUGACGUUUGCAGCUAGGGAUGCAAUUUCAUCAGCCAAGCUAAUUAUUAUUGCCCUGCCAGAUCCCCCUGAAGAACCCGAGGUAAUGAGUAAGAACAGUCAGUCUGUGAUGCUGUCCUGGUUUAUGCCACUCAACGAUGGCGGUGGGCCCAUUCUUGGAUACAAUGUGGAGAUGCGUUCAUCUGACGGCUUCCUCUGGUUGCCUUGCAAUACCAAACCUAUUCCGAACACAGAGUAUGUAGUGGACAACCUAAUCCCAGGCAUGGGAUACCGAUUCCGGGUGUCGGCAAUAAACCGAGCUGGUGUUGGUGAACCUGUCCAUUUGCCGCAAACUGUACAGCUAGAAGCUCCAGUAGUGGUAACAAAGGCUUUGUCUGCACCAUCUGUAAAGGAAGGUGGAAACAUCACCUUGGAUUGUGAAAUAUCAAGAGAUUGCAGUACUGUCAUGUGGCUAAAAGAUACAAAGAGAAUUCAUCCAGGAAAUAAGUAUCAUAUAAUUUCUGAUGGGAGGCAUCAAGCACUGGUCAUUCAAGAUUUCAGUAGUGAUGAUCAGGGAGUCUACAAGUGUGUAAUUUCUCCGGAAGCAGAAUCUUCAGUGGAAUUAUACAUUUCAGAACUUUCAUUUCCAAAGCCUGAUAUGCCAGAGGAGGAUGAAGAAUUCUCAAAACAACCUAGCCUACCACAUGAAGCUGCUCAAGAAGGAGAUUUACAUCUGCUAUGGGAAGCACUGGCUAAGAAACGCAGAAUGAGUCGUGAACCAACACUGGAUUCAAUAUCUGAAGUUCCAGAAGAGGAUGACAAAAUGGUAAAAUUACAUAAAGUUACACCAGAGGAGCUUCUGAGACCAUUAGAAAGUGAGCAGUUUUGUACAAGUUCAGAUGAUGAAUCUAGAUCAGAAUUUCCUUCCUUAGUGUCUUAUCUCAAGAAAGCUGGUCAGUCAACAGUAACUGUAGCUGGCGGUCAAGUCCAAACAGUGGCUACAAAGAAAUUUUGGAAGAUGUGGGAAACGUCUGAAGUAGAAACUCAGUCUGUACCUCAGCAAAUGGCUGUAACUACAAUGCCACCUAUUCAGGUCACUCCAGAAGAAGAUCCUGAAAUGACUGAGGCAGCCAUCAAAAUCCAGGCUGCAUUUAAAGGGUAUAAAGCCAGGAAGGAAUUGAAAAUGCAAGAAGUACCUGUUUUUGGGGAGGUCUUUAAGGAUCAGACUUGUGAACCCAAUGGGACCAUUCACUUGGAAUGUGUAUCACUUAGUAAAUCAGACAUUGAAGUCCAUUGGUUAAAAGAUGGUGAUAAAUUAGAAGAUGGAAGACAUCAUCAUAUUGACAUUUACAAUGACGGAACAUGUUCUUUGAUUAUUACAGGCCUUACACCAAAAGAUACUGGUAUUUAUACAUGUGUGAUUUCAAAUAAGUUUGGUUCAGCUACCCAUAGUGCCAAGGUGACUGUGGGCAGCCAAAGAGAGACUUCAAUUUUAAAUGCAAAAGAAAUGACCUAUGGUUACAGUGCAGACAGUGAGCCUGAGAGUUCCUCAGGCAGUGAGAUGGAUGAUGGAUUACGAAAAGCUGGGAAAAGGCUCCGAAGACUUUUGAGGACAAGGCUUUCUCAUGAUAUGCCAGAUGUAGAAGAGGAAACAUUUGUCAGUGCUGAUGAAGGAGAGUUUGAUACUGCUGAUCAGCAGACAUAUAGGGAAGAUGACACAUAUAUAUAUAUUAAAUUUGAUACCCUUCCAGAAGCUCAAAUUGCAUCAAGACGGUUCCAGGAGAUGUUUACAGCUCAUAGUGUUCCAUUGGAAGCUGACAUUCUUGAAGAAGGUUUAAGGAAAGUAGAGCUACGAAUAAAAAAGCUGCCUCCUUCACUAGCUGAUCAUGGUCCUCACACUCCAACUCAGGAAAUGUUGCAACCUUCUUUCACCCCUUCAUCCUCUGCCCCUGUAUUUCUAACUGAGCUGCAAAGUCAGGAAGUUCAAGAAGGAUAUCCUGUAAGUUUUGACUGUGUGAUCAGUGGAAGGCCUACACCGAAUAUUCGCUGGUUUAAAGAUGGAAAACUUAUUGAAGAGAAUGACCACUAUAUGAUCAAUGAGGACCAGGAGGGUUGUCACCAACUUAUCAUUACUGCUGUCCACCCAAAAGAUAUGGGUGUAUAUCGUUGUGUGGCAGAAAACUACAAUGGAAUUGCAUCAACAAAAGCUGAACUCAGGGUUGAAGUUUCCUGCAGCUCUGAUUAUGAUACAGCUGCUGAUGCUACUGAAACAUCAUCCUAUGUCAGUGCAAAAGGCUACCUGUCACGAGAGCAGGAAGGAAUAGAGUCUAUGACAGAAGAAGAACAGCUACCUCAGGUAGUGGAUGAGCUUCAUGAUGUUCUAGUGAGCCCAGGAGCUCCUAUUGCUAAAAUGAAUAUUCAGGUAAAAGGUUACCCACACCCUCGAGUGUAUUGGUUCAAGGAUGGUCAACCUCUGCAGCAAACUGAACGAAUUUUAAUGACUGAAGAGAAAGGGUUGCAUUCACUGGAGAUUUUAGAAGUAAGGAGAGAAGACGCAGGAGAGUAUUCCACUUAUAUUAGCAACUCAGCUGGUUCAGCUUAUUCAUCUGCACGACUCAUUGUAGAGCGUCCUGAAGAACAUAGCACUGACGGAGAAGUAACAGGUGGAAAAGCAAAAGGCACAAAGGAAAAUAUCACUCCACCACGAUUCUUAGAAAGAUUCACUAACAAGAGAGUUAAGAAAGGAUCCAGUAUUACGCUGUCUGUGAAAUUGGAAGGUUGCCCCACACCUUUGAUCACAUGGCUAAAAGAAGAGUCUGCUGAAGAUGUUCUGUGGAUCAAGCCUGACUCACCUGGCUAUAAGGUUGCCAGUUCCCACAUGCAGCACAGUCUAAUCCUGCUUGAUGUUGGCAAGGAAUACUCCGGUACCUACACCUGUAUUGCUACAAACAAAGCUGGACAGUCAAUUUGUAGUGCACACCUUGAUGUAGAGGAAGUACAAGAAACUGAAGACCAGAGGAAGCAAAAGAAAACAGACACAUUUACUGAGGACAUUUUGAAAAUAUCUACUCAUGAGGAUAAGAAGGAAUUUGACUUUGAUGGGGAGAAGGACUUAAGGAAAGGAGCAUAUAUGCAACAAGAAGUGAGUAAAGCAACAAGCCAAUAUUUGGGUGAAGUUGGAUCAGAGGAAUUCUUGCAAAAGCUAACAACACAUAUUACAGAAAUGGUGUCAGCAAAGAUAAGUCAAGCUUCUCUGCGAGUUCCUGGGAUGGACAGUGAUGAAGAGUGCAAGACCCCAUCCCCAUCUCCACAUCAUGGUCGUUCAAGGCCUUCAUCAAUCAUCGCUGAGUCGUCUUCUGAAUCAGAUGAAGGAGAAACUAGAGGAGAGAUGUUUGAUAUCUAUGUGGCAACAGCUGACUACACUCCACUCACCUCUAAUAAAGAAGCAAUUGUGCUAAAGGAAGGACAGUAUGUUGAAGUUCUUGAUUCAGCAAAUCCAUUGAAGUGGCUUGUCCGAACCAAGCCGACAAAAUUUACGCCCUCAAGACAGGGAUGGGUAUCACCAGCAUAUCUGGAUAAAAAAAUGAAGCUCUCACCAGAUACCCCAUUGGGAGAAGCUCCUGAAAUUCUGGGGGAACAGGUAUCGGAGGAUGAGUACAAAAGAAGACUUUGUUAUUAUAUCCAGGAUUUGAUACGCUCAGAAGAAGAAUUUGUAAAUGACUUAACCUUCCUGUUGUCUCAUCACAAGAACCAUAUGGAUUCUGAUCCUGACAUCUCCAGCCAGAAAGAGGCAAUCUUUAGGAACAUUGAUGAUAUCUCAAACUUCCACAAUAGCACAUUCCUCUCUGGGCUUAGCCAAUGUGAUACUGAUGAUGAUAUUGCAAUGUGUUUUAUCAAAAACGCACAAGGCUUUGAAAAAUAUAUAAAGUAUCUAGUGGGAAAGUCACAGGCUGACUCACUUCUGUCCAGCAGAGCUACUCAGGAGUUCUUCAAGAAAUAUACAGAAUCUGAACUAGCUGAUAUGGAUCCUUCACAAAUUCACCCAAUUCAGUAUUACUUGGAGAGACCCCUCAGCAGGAUUCAGAAGUAUAAGACAGUGCUGAAAGAGCUAAUCUGUAAUAAGGCACGAAAUGAGCAGAACUGCACCUUGUUGGAAGAAGCCUAUGGGAUUGUGUCUUCACUGCCACGACGAUCAGAGAAUACUCUGCAUGUGUCUUUGAUUGAAAAUUACCCAGCAACUCUGGAGGCACUUGGAGAGCCCAUCCGACAGGGACCAUUUACGGUAUGGGAAGGAGCCCCAGGCACUAGAGCUUCUGCAAGGGGUCAUCAUCGUCAUGUUUUUCUCUUUGCAAAUUACAUCUUGAUCUGCAAGCCAAAGAGAGAAACAAACACUGAGACUCAGGCAUACAUCUUCAAGAAUAUGAUGAAGCUCACAAAUAUUGAUGUGAAUGAUUUUGUGGAGGGUGAUGACCGUGCCUUUGAGAUAUGGCAUGAGCGAGAAGACUCUGUUCGUAAAUACACGUUACAAGCAAGGACGGUCAUUAUCAAGAACUCCUGGGUGAGGGACCUCACUGACCUACAACAGCGCUAUAGUCUUCCAGCUUGGAUACCUCCUGAUUUUGAAGCAGUGUUGGGUGACUGCACAGCAGAGCUGGGAGAGACUGUCAAACUAGCUUGUAAAGUCACAGGGAAUCCAAAGCCAGUCAUCAGCUGGUAUAAAGAUGGAAAAGCUGUAGAGAUAGAUCCACAUCACAUCAUCAUUGAAGACCCAGAUGGUUCCUGCACUCUGAUUUUAGAUAAUUUAACAGCUGAAGACUCUGGACAGUAUAUGUGCUUUGCAACAAGCAUUGCUGGAAAUGUUAGUACACUAGGCAAAAUUAUAGUUCAAGUGCCUCCUCGAUUUGUAAACAAGUUAAGGAAUGCUCAGCUCAUCAAGGGAGAAGAUGCACAGUUUUUAUGCACCAUUCAAGGGGCUCCAUAUCCACAAAUCAGGUGGUACAAGGAUGGCACACUCAUAACAGAUAAAAAUAAGUUUUCACAAUUUAGUGAAACUCGUAGUGGAGUCGUAGUCUUAGUCAUCAAAGACCCUGGAGAGAAUGACCUUGGACGAUAUGAAUGUGAGCUGAAGAACAGAUUAGGCACUGUUACUUGUUUUGCUGAGUUAUGCUUGCAGCCCCCAGCAUUGCUAAUCCCAGAAAGACUAGGGGAACAAUCUAUAACCAUAGAAGUUACUGAACAAGAAACAAAAGUGCCAAAGAAAACCAUCAUCAUAGAAGAGACAAUAACUACUGUGGUGAAGACACCAAAAGCGAAAAGACGCUUAUCUCCUGGCAUAUCUCCUUCAAGAAAGUCAUACUCUGAAACUUCAACACCAGAACCAGUCUUGGGAAUUAGGCACAAGAAACCUGCAGUAAGAUCUCAAAAUGAGGCAGCUAAAGCAACAGUUAUCCCUGCCCUUUUUGUAACCGAAGCACAGGAGGAGUUUGGAGCAGCUGCCAGACAAACAACUGUAGAGAUCAAGCCAGGAGAACAUAAACCAAAAUGGAUUGAAGUUGAAGAAAUUAUAGAAUAUAAGGUGAAGUCUCCAAAACUUCAGAAAAAGAGGGGAGUUUCCCCAGGAAAACCAGAAAAGGAACAGUAUGACACUGAAAAGUUUACUUUACCUGGACCAAGAUCUAAAAGACAUCCUAAAGAUGAUCCAAAUACCAACAACUCAAAUAAUAAACUGGUUCAACAAUCAGUUGCAAGUGAACAACUCCCAGACUCUCUUACUUGGGACAGUGACCAAGACAUACUUUCACCAGAAAAUAAAUACCCAAUUCUGGUUCACAUCUCAGGUUUAGAUGACCAAGUUGAAAAACAGGCCUGCAGUACUUUGGAGAGCAGCGCUGAACAUACAACAAAGGCAACAGCCUGCAUCAGACUAAAUGAAGGGGCACCUCUUAUGGCAGCUCAGGUUGGUCAAACACUUGUGUUUAGUUUUGAAACCCCUCAAAUUAGUCCAGAUGAUCAUUGUCUAGGAAAUUUCACAGGAUCCUUUCUAGAAGAGACAAAUCAAGCAGAAGAAACAAUUCAUCAAGAGGACUGUUCCUCUAUGGAAGGUGUUAUAGUUGAAGAACCAGAAGUCAAAUGGGAUGACCUCAUACAAAGAGACACUAAAAUUUUAACUCGAAAUGGGAAAGCAAUAACACUAGAGGAUCUUGAGGAUUAUAUCCCAAAAGAAGGUGAAACAUAUGGUUGCUUAAAUAUCAGUCAACCAUAUUCAGAGGAUUGUGACAAACCAUGUGAGAUUUCAGUUGUUCAAAGAGAAAUUAAUGAAACAACUAUAGGGAAACCUGUUCUCCUUAAUGUUGGUAGACCUGCUGUCACAAAAUCCAAAAAAGGUUUCUUCAGCCAUAUUAAAGAUAAUCUAGCUGGCAAUCUUUUUACUCAUACAUCCAGCCACAAAGUUAGUAGAGAACCUAGACAUUCAGUACUUGUGACUGGAACACACCUGGAAACUAUCAAACAUUCAGCAUCCCCAAUGCUGGAGAUAAAGCAAUCAUACUGCACCGAAGUCCAAUGCUCUUUGGAGAAUGGACAACAAACUUACAAAACUGAAGUAUCUGCACAAACCUUCAGUUAUGGGGCAGUGGGAGAGCCAGUAACUCUUCAUAUCAGAAAGAAAGAUACUAUUGAACAUUAGAAACAAUGAAUACAAGAAAAUCAUUAUACUAGCUAUAGCAAAAGUAUACAACAAGAAAAAAAGACAUAUAUGUCUUAAAUAGGAAAACUUUUACAGUAUGUAAACUACCGGUAUAUGUAACAAAAAUACUGGCAUUUCCUAAGUAAAGGAUCAUUCCAUAUCUUUAUUGCAAUAUUUCAAUAUAUAUAUGAAUGUACUCUUUACCUUUAACUUAUCUAGUUGAAAAUUGUACAUUUUAUGUACAGUGUGUUUUAUUGUAUCCAAUACAGAUAAUAAUACAGUCCUUGACUAAGCUGAAAUUGACCAGUUCCAUCUUAAAACAUUAUAUGGAGUUAUGACCUUGAUCAAAAACUGUAUAGUUACUGACAAUGAAUAUUUGUAACAAAUACAAGUGAAACAAAAUAUGCAAAAUCACCAUCAUAUGUUUCAAGUUUUGGCUAUGAAAUAACUUACUGUAUUUAAGGUGGCUUCAAAAAAAUGUCACUAAAUAUAUAUUACUUUUUUGAGAAAGUAAAAAUGGUUCAGUUCUACUCUUACUAGGUCAAUGAGUGAUACUUUAAGUAUUAAACAAAGAAAUCCACUUUUAUCAAACAUAAAACAUUACAACAAUGGGAGUACAUUUACAGUAUUUUGUCUUUUUGAUACUUUAAUAAAGACCUUGUGUUUAAUAUUAUUUUACCUCUAAUUUUUUUCUUACAGAUUGAGUGGCAAAUAUUUGAUACAGUAUAUAUUUGUUUAGUGUACUCUAAAUGCAGAUGAAAUCAAGAGAGGGAAAGUCUAGCAGAGAGAACAUCGUGUUCUUAUCUGUAAAAAAUACUUUUUCCUGCUACAAAAAUUAAAGCAACAAUACAUUUUUCUUCACUGUGAUACUUCACAGACAAAGUAUUAGUAUUUAAUGACCUGAUGGAAUCAUUUAGAAGCUCAAAUGAGUUUCAAUGGCUGUUCCCAUUGUUUGAUUUAACAUUUUAAAGACAUUUAAACACUGGUUGGAAGUGUUUACUAAUAUGCAUGGAUAAUGAAUCAUUGGCAGAUUGUUCAUUUUCAGAUGCUAUUUAAUUGCACAGUUGUGAUGAAUGUAAAAAUUAUGAGUGUGAUCAGGUAGUUUUUAAAGUGUUGUUUUUUAUAUAUGAGAUGAAAACUAAAAUAGUAGAAAAUUCUAAUUGCACACAUUUUAAUGCAUAGAGCAGCUGGUCAGUAAUUUAGUUAAUACAGUAUGUUGGCAUCUUAAUUCUUGUUUAAUUCAACUGAUUUGUGCUGUAUAGUAAUAAGAUUGUUUGAUCAUUAACCACUUUAAUGAUGCAGGUAAAGACAGAAAAAAAAACAUUAAUGUACAUGUUUUUAUACUUUUUCACUCUUAAAAGCUCACAUUGUGAAAACCACUUUAUGGAAAUUAUUUAACUUGCAAAAAAUUACAUUGUUCAAUAUGUAGUAAACAUAAUUUUAUAUAUAAAAUAACACACAUUUUAUCUUUCCCUUAGAAUUAAUUAGAAUGUCUCCUUAGUAGAACAUUGUCUGAAAUAAUGGAAAAUAUUAAAGGAUCUGUCUUUUAGUGUCAUGAGGAGGUGAAGACAGUUUAUGCUAGUUGUGGAAUUUUUGUUGGAUAUAAAAAUAUGUAUACUAGGUGGGGAAAGAGUAAAACAUUAUUAAAAUUUGUUUCUCAGAGAUUGAUAUUUAUUUUCAUCUGUAAGAAAUAGAAUACAUUUUGCAUGAUUAAUAAAAGUUUGUGACUUGAAUCCCUUUAAACUGUAUAUCACAUGUACAACAUAAAAGUAGAAUGUAUUGUUUGUUUUGAUUUCAUAUGAUUUAUUAAAUAUGAUGUGUUAUAUUAUAGGAAAUAAAUAUUUUGCAUCAUUAUAA